Molecule: messenger RNA, 969 nt
Organism: Eutrema salsugineum
Lineage: Eukaryota; Viridiplantae; Streptophyta; Magnoliopsida; Brassicales; Brassicaceae
Product: stem-specific protein TSJT1
Exons: 4
Coding region: 89-850 (253 amino acids)
Source: RefSeq, a predicted model, not a curated record
UUCUUCUUCAUCCGAAAACAAUCACAUUUUCUCAUAUAUCCAAAAACAAAAGAUUUCAAAAACCAAAACCAAAACAAGGAAAAAAAAAAUGUUGGCUAUUUUUCAAAAGGCGUUUGCUCAUCCACCGGAAGAACUAAACAGUCCGGCGUCAAAUUUCACCGGAAAAAACCCUAAGCUUCCCGGAGAAACUCUCUCUGAGUUCCUCUCUCACCAUCCCGAGACCGCUUUCUCCAUGAACUUCGGUGAUUCCGCCGUUCUUGCUUUCGUCCGCCCUGAAAACGCUCAUCACCAAAGGGUGUUUUGUGGAAUCGACGGAAUCUACUGUGUGUUUCUUGGGGCAUUGAACAAUCUAUGCGAUUUGAACAAACAGUAUGGUUUAUCUGGAAAAACCUCGAACGAAGCAAUGUUCGUGAUCGAAGCUUAUCGAACACUUCGUGAUCGUGGUCCUUAUCCAGCCGAUCAAGUUCUCAGAGGUCUCGAUGGAAGUUUUGCUUUUGUCGUCUACGAUACUCAAACCUCCUCUGUUUUCGCAGCUUCGGGAUCUGAUGGAGGAGAGAGUCUGUAUUGGGGAAUAGCAGCAGAUGGAUCUGUUGUUAUGUCUGAUGAUCUCAAGAUCAUUAAGCAAGGUUGUGCGAAAUCAUUCGCUCCUUUUCCAACUGGAUGUAUGUUUCACAGUGAUACUGGUUUGAUGAGUUUUGAGCAUCCCAAGAAUAAGAUGAAGGCAAUGCCGAGGAUCGACAGUGAAGGAGUUAUAUGUGGAGCUAACUUUAAAGUCGAUGCUUGCUCAAAGAUCAAUAGCAUUCCAAGAAGAGGAAGUGAAGCUAAUUGGUCUCUGGCGAAUUUGAGUUAAAUGGAAGGAAGAAGAAGACUAAUCGAAAACCUGAGUUGUUUGUUCUUAAUCUCUGUUCUGUUUUUGUAAAUACCCUCAACGAUGCCAACAAUAAUAAUAAACGCUCUUCAUUUUCUCUC